This is a messenger RNA of Schistosoma guineensis, 1574 nucleotides long. Lineage: Eukaryota; Metazoa; Platyhelminthes; Trematoda; Strigeidida; Schistosomatidae. The record is from the annotation of a GenBank genome assembly.
GGAGGGGUCUCCAAUGUGCCGGAACAAAGCGAGGGUCAGACUACGUUCUUCGUUAUAGCGCACGAAGCGUUUUUGGGUGACACGAACUGCGUCCAAUCUAAACAGUUACAAUUUGAAAAUGAUGCAGAAAUUCGUUAAGCGGGAGCUUAUGCUUUUCUGUACACGACAACAUUAACUGUGUAGACCGCGUUUCUCAAUAAUGAAUAAAAAUGGAGAGUACCAUUUGGUCAUUUUGUGUCCCCAUUUAUCCCAUUAAUUUCAGUCAGUUGACCCGUUCUUUACUUCAAUAUGUUAGUUCGUCUGUUAACAAGUUCAUCCCUGACCUAAAAGGUAUCCUUGUGGAUUUUGACGCAAAAAGUUUACAAAUCAUAACUGAAGUUGAUUAUUCUGAUCGUUAUGUCCCUACUGGUUUCACUUGUGGUCUUUUCCUGAUUCAUCCAGAGUUAAACCAUCUUCGUGUACACGGGAAGAUAAAGGUCAAUAUUUUUCGCCCAUAUUUAGGUUUGGAAGUAGAUGCGAUUGUUUCAGUGGUUAGACCACAAUUUAUUCUUUGCCGUACAGAAAUUUCCAAUGUAAUGAUUAGUCUUCCACGUUUAUCUUCGGAGUCAGUAAAAAAAGAAGAAUUCAGUCAGUCCAUUUUAAAACCUUUUGACAAAAUAAGAGUUAAAUUGACUCAAAUUGAUAACAAUUUUGGCUCUCCAAUUUUACAAGGUGACUUUAUGGAGUGUCUUUCGAAACCCUUAUCAAAAUCUUCCGAGAAACAGCAUAAACAUCAAACAAAUUCUGCUGGCACUGAUAUGAGUGAUAUAAAACCAGUAAUAAAAGUCUCCGAUGAUACUGAUAGUUAUCAGACUACUUCGUCAUUUCAUGAAAAUUCUUCUGAUCCAGUCACUUUUCCGACUAAUUCACCUAACCAUAAAACACCAAAAGUUAGGAAACCAAAAAUUCGGAAACUUGAAGAAUCAUUACAAGAAGUUGGAGUCCUCGAUAAUUGUAGUGCAAGUCUAUUAACUCAUGAUGAGUCGCCAGCUGGUUCAGUGAAGAGAUUACGAAAGGAGAACUCAUCCACUUCCAAAAUAUUAAAAAAGAAAGGUAAUUCAGAUUCAGAAGAGAUUAUCCCUGCUUUAUUAAAUGAUGCACUGUUAAAAUGUGGUAGAAAAUAUAGGUCAAACCAUAAUCUGUUAUCUUCUGUAACUGUAAAAGAGGAACCAACUUGAUCUUUUUCCAAUAAAUGUGCUGUAAACGCAUAUAUACUUAUUACUUUUCAUAUUUUUCAUUUAUAAUGUAUAAAUAAAUGAUUAUUUUUGGAGUUUUGUUAAGUUCCUAGAUCAAUCUUUAAAAUUAUUAUGUACAACAGUUUUAUUGACAAUGAAGCAUUUCAGUAUUCUAGUGUUUGGUAAAUUCCUGCCACUUUCUAAUAUAUACAGAUAAACGUGCUUCUGAUUACCACAGUUUGUAUGAUGUCCUUCCGAUAAAUGGAAGCCGAAUGGUCAUCGAAAACGUUUUAGAAUCCCUUUUCUAUUGUACCGCUACCUUUCUCUAAAGGUUUAUCACUAAGAUGCUUAAAUAACUAC